This is a messenger RNA of Physella acuta, 1237 nucleotides long. Its product is annotated as trafficking protein particle complex subunit 3. Lineage: Eukaryota; Metazoa; Mollusca; Gastropoda; Physidae. Gene Ontology annotation, cellular component: TRAPP complex. Gene Ontology annotation, biological process: Golgi vesicle transport. The record is from RefSeq and is a predicted model, not a curated record.
UUUACUUCCGCUAGUAACAAAAAUAAAUUGCAUCUACUUUGCGGCUUGGAUUAUUGUUUUAUUGAACAAACAAUAUCAAAUAUUGAAUAAAGACAGUAAUGUCUCGGCAAGCCAAUCGAGCUGGAGAUCCUAGAAAAGUUAAUGGGGAACUAUUCACAUUAACAUAUGGUGCGUUAGUAGCUCAACUGAUAAAAGAUUAUGAGAAUGAUGAUCAAGUUAACAAACAGCUGGAAAAAAUGGGCUAUAAUAUGGGUGUCCGUUUGAUUGAAGACUUCCUUGCAAGAGCAAACCAAGGUCGAUGCAAUGAUUUUAGGGAAACAGCAGAUGUUAUUGCAAAGGUGGCCUUUAAGAUGUACUUAGGAUUGACUCCAGCAGUCAGCAACUGGAGUGCGGCAGGGGACGAGUUCUCGCUUCUUCUUGAGUCCAAUCCAUUGACUGAGUUUGUAGAACUGCCACCCGGUCACUCUAACCUCAACUACUCAAAUCUCAUGUGUGGAGUUCUGAGAGGCGCUUUAGAAAUGGUUCAGAUGGAUGUUAGUGUUCAGUUUGUACAGGAUACACUCAAGGGAGAUAAUAUCACAGAAAUCAGACUCAAGUUUAACAAACGGUUAGAAGAUGCAGUUCCUGUUGGAGAGGACUAGUGAAAUGAAGACUGGAAGGCAUUUUCCUGGAAUGGUAGAGAAUAGAAUGAAUGGUUGGAAUGAAGAGAGGUUGUGCAUCAUUGGACCAAUUUAUGUGAUUUUUUUGUGUAGCUGUUAAAAAUGACAAUUUAGCUUCUCAUUCAGAAAACUCAAAAUUUAAACAUUUCUAAGAUUUGAACGUCUAAUGCACUGUAACUUCAAGGAAGUAUCAUUAAGCAGAAAUUAGAACAUACAAAAUAUUUAUUUUACUGUGAAAGGGUUGUAUAUUUUAGGAUAUAAAUUUAUUUUUUUUUUGUAAAUACUUUUUUUAAUGUAUGUUAGUCUUGAAAUAUUUAAGCUGAUUUUUAGCUUCAAUGUUGAGAAACAGUCAUGUGUGUAAGUUACUAUUUCUUCAAAAUAUUCAUUAUGUUUUUAAGCUUAGUUUGAAAAGCACAAUGCAGUCAGUGAUACAUGUAGAAACUGUAAUGGGUUUUUUUUUGGUUAAAUUGAAAAGUAUACUUUUUAAAGCUGUAGUAAAGAAUUACACAUUGUUAUGAUUUUUUUCUAAUAAAAUCUUUGGUAUUAUAUACAGAUAAACUCUGUAAUAAAUUUUAUUU